Molecule: messenger RNA, 1649 nt
Organism: Galendromus occidentalis (western predatory mite)
Lineage: Eukaryota; Metazoa; Arthropoda; Arachnida; Mesostigmata; Phytoseiidae
Product: serine proteinase stubble-like
Exons: 1
Biological process (GO): proteolysis
Molecular function (GO): serine-type endopeptidase activity
Source: RefSeq, a predicted model, not a curated record
GCUCUCGGCCUCGUGAGUUUUUCACAAGCUCUGGAUCACGUGAAAUUCGGAGCCAGCCGCGUCAUCCAACCGAAUCCUUGUGCGCACGAGCGUACGGCGAAGAGGGUGUCUGCAUGUUUGCUUGGGACUGCCUCAAUUUGAGUGGAACUCACAUUACCUUCUGUCACGAUCGAUUCUACUACGGGAGCUGCUGCAAGCUUCCCGAGGGCGUUCGAGCUCCGAACCGGAGUCCACCCGGCUACCGUAAUCCGCCGUCCAAUCAUCUCGAUGCAUCGACUCGCCGACCUGUCAGAACGACGACACCGGACGCGAUCGAAGUUCAAUUCGGAGAAGACGUGGCCACCUCCAGACCGCCCGUCGUAGAGGUGCAGUUUCCAAGGGAUCCAACGCCGAAACCCACGAUACCACCGGCCAUUCCGACGCUCUAUCCUAUAGUUCCCCCCACAACGCAACGGAGACCGAUAGUUGUGCACAACCACCACAAGAAGCCCGGCCAGUUCCCGCUGAAGGGCACCACUGUUCCCCCCACCCCGCGUCCUCGACCCACUGAAGAGGUGACCACGAUGGCCAUCACCGAGGUGCCGACAGGCAACCCGACGUGGAUAGUCGCCGACGAGGCGGACAAAAACGGUCGUCCCACCACAACUCCUGAAGCUCUGGAGGAUUCGAGUCCGGUGGCAACCAAGCCAGAUUCUGUCGAGACGACUCAACGACAAGCGAUCGCAGAAACGACGAUCCGGACCUCGGAAGAAACAACCACCGCGCCCCCAUUGACUACAACAGCGGCUGCCGAGACAUCGACGACUUUUUCCUCAGCCGAUGUGACCACAACGACGGCCGCUGCCGCGGCUGAUAUCGAGGCAACCCCCGCUGUCAAAGAGCCAGAGACAGCAAGCCCAGAAGCUGACCUUCCGACGACGCCUUCCUCCACGACAACAACCACGCCAACAGCAACGACGACAGCAGAACCUCAAGCUCCAUCGGAGAGCGUAUCGGGGAGUGCUGACAAUGCUCCCGUUUCCACGGAAGCGGGACCGAUCGUUGAAAGUACGUCAACGCCGCAGCCCGCGAGUAGCGAAAUUCCUCAUAUGAGCUCUGAGAGUCCAUCGUCCGCGUCGAGUGAUCCGACGGAAGAAACCGUGACCCCCACGAAAGCAGUUCCGUCAGUACCGGCCACCGCAGUGAGCGACCCGGUUACGGAAUCGACGACGACAACGUCGACCACCACCACUACUCAAGCGGUAGAGACUACGACCGAAUACGAUCCAAUCGAAGCGAUUUGUGGGAUGCCCAAGAGUUUCGCCUCGGCGCGCAUUGUUGGUGGCGAGCUCACUCGUUUCGGAAAAUGGCCGUGGAUGAUAUCUCUCCGUCAACGCAAGAAGAACUCUUUCGUGCACAAGUGUGGGGCCGCCCUCUUGAACGAGUACUGGGCCGUGUCGGCAGCUCAUUGCGUUCACAACGUUUCCCCCAACGAUAUUCUGCUCAGACUGGGUGAAUACGAUCUCAGUGGACACGAUAAGGAACCUCUGGGACACAUUGAGCGACGAGUCCAAAUAGUGGCCACUCAUCCAAGAUUCGAUGCGCACACAUUUGAAUACGAUUUGGCUCUGAUGAGAUUCUACGAGCCGGUAACGUUCGCGGAUAAUAUA